UUGACUAGACUUAAGACAUGACGAUAAUAAUGACGACAAUGAGUAAAACGAUGACGAAAAAUACUGUAUAUGAACUAAGAAGAAUAAUUGUAAGCCAAAAGCCAAAAAAAAACUGUCAAACUGUCGGUUGUCAAAUGUCAGUUGUCAACGUCAUUAUUGAUGAUUCAAAUUGAUUUGGAUUUACAAUACAUGUGUAUUGUUAUUUGUUUGUACAAAAUAUUUUAAUAUACCGGUAUGAAAAUGAAUUUAUUGACAAAAUGAUAUUGUAACAAAUCAAUUACAUGACCAACGAAUUAAAGUGCCUUAGAGUACAAUAGCAAAUAGAACGACGAAGUGUUGGCGUUAUAUUGUUCAAGUUGAGUUCUUAGAAGAAACAUGUGUUCAAUUACAUUAACGAGCCUUAUACUGUCUGUUUUGUAUAUUGUUCAUGGGGAAGUUGCUGAUACGGAUUUGAAUGAUCUAUCAGAACAGCAAAAUGCAGUUAAAAUAAACAAGUGCUGUGAACCAAACGAACUUAUGGUCGACUCAGUAUGUAGAUUGGCGGAAAAGUAUAAUCAAGUUGUGUGGUCUCCUAAGUUCAAAACCGAAGAUGGAAAAGAUGUAAAUGUAAAAUAUUUUAGAUAUGUAAAUGGUGUUCCUGAUUGCACCACAACUCAGCAGCGAGCAAUUUUUGAUUUGGGAAAAUCCGAGGAUGAGUUACACCUUUUAUCAGAUGGAAGAAUGCAACAUCUGAUUCACCAUGAACACAGUUCUGACAGUAUCAAAGAAGAUCCAAUGAUAACUAACACUUUAGGGAUCCAUGAAAUAAUCUCAAUUCCUGUGGCAAAGGAACCAUCAACAUACAUUCACAAUCAAGACAAGUAUUGUAUGGAUAAGAUCUUAAUCACAAGCUCGAAUACAACAGGCCAAUAUGCACUUGUAUGUGUACCAGAGGUAAUCAUUAACUGGAGGGACGCAGGUUUUCUUAUGAAGAAGAUACUGAACCCAAUAUUUCAUGCAUUGGCUAUGAUACUAUUCCUCCUUGUUGCAAUAAUAUACUUUGUCAUACCAACAUUGAGAGAUUUAGCUGGGAAUAUUAUAACAACUAUCAAUGUCUGCUUAAUUGUAAGUCAAGCAGCAGAUUUGGUGAGGAUAUUUACUGAAUUCAGCAAUCAUGUCAGUUUCAUGAUUACAGAUAUAAUUUUGUAUGUGAGUCUGCUGGCAGCUUUCUUCUGGUUGAAUAGCUUUGGAUUUUACAUUUGGAAAACAUUUAAAUCAAGAAAUGUAUUUCUAAGAGUGACAGAUGUACGGAAAUAUUGCUACUACUCGAGUGUUGUCUGGUCUUGUGUCAUUUUAAUGACAGCUCUAGCUGUCUGUGCCCAUUUUCUUUUGGACACUGGCACCAACCCCUACAGAAAGACGAGAACUCAAUUUUCUUCUUCCAUUUUACUGGAUGAUGCAGAACAAGAAACAAUAGGGUGGCUUGGCAUAGCCAUUUUCUUUACACCAGUGGCCUUCACAAUUUUGAUCAAUUUGUUUUUUUAUAUCACAACAUUGAAAGUUAUCAAGAGAAUCAAUAUUUAUGGACGAAUUCACUACAAGCUGAAAGGAUGCUUCAAUUUGUUUAUACAACUAUUUUUUAUAAUGACAACAGCUUGGCUAUUCCUCCUGCUGUCUUGGCUGAACUUCGAUGGACUACUUUACGCUCACAUAGUGGUAAAUCUACUGCAAGCUAUACUCAUAUUCUACAUUUGUAUAAUAAAACAAUCGCAUGUGACAUAUUUGGUUAGAAAGAGUUGUUGUUACAACGAACCGAUACCUACUGGGGAAUGGGGUGAUGAAAUGAUACAUAUGAAUGGAGGUAACUAUUGAUUGUAAUAUUACAAAUCAUUUAUUCGUCUAUGAGUUAAUGUUAAUGGAAUAAUCGGCUAUACUAGGAGUCCAAAAAUAUCCUGUAAGUAAGUUUUUCUUCAUAUAUUGAUAGAUUCUACCUAGGCUACUCACUGUCAUAUCUUUUACAAUGUUCGCACCAAACAAUACUCUAUUUGCACAAAUUGUUUAGCACAGUUUGGCUUUGUCACACGCACAUAACAAGAUAUUAUUAUUAUGAUUUUUUAAGACUAAUAAUGAAAUACAUAUUAUACUAAAAAAGCCGUCAGCACUUAAGCCUACAGAGCAUGCUUUAUUUUUUUAUUAGUCAUAUGGAUGAUAGAUUCAAUGUUUUUUUACAUUUUUUAUAUGAUUUAGUAUGUAUUACGUGUGCUCUUUGGAUGGUGACUUUUAGGACUUUGGAUAGUGAUUGUUGAAAGUGUAGUGAUAAAAAGCUGUGGUAAAAUAUUUAAGUAGGAUUCAAUAAGAUUAGUAAAAUGUAACAUGUGCCUUACAAAGAUGGCAGUAUUAUAAAAUAAACACGAGUGUUGAAAGUAGUAAGAGUCCUUAGGUGCCUUGCUUAAAAAGUUUUAUUUAGAUAAAAGCACUACAAGCAUAAUUAAUGCAGUGUAAUGAUGAAUUUAUUAGGACAAUUACGAGAUUAUUCACGAUGGGAGAUUAAGAAAAUCCUAGACUUCGAAUUCGUGAUUUUUAACAUAAUAAUAUCUCACAAUAGUAGGCAGCUGCCUCGCUACGCCCAUGAAUUCUAUAACAUGUAUUAUCACGCCUGAGUAAUAUUGUAUUAAAUAUUAAGACAUGUUAAAUAUAGGUUUACUUUAAUGAUUCGUAUUUUCAAGAGAAUUUAUUGUGUAGAAAAUAUAAACUUAGCUUAUUAUAUUGAUUGAUGGAAAGGUUGAUUAAUCUAAAAAUAAAUCUAUGAAGGAAAGAAUAACAAGUUAAAAUAAUAGAUUAAAAUCUAUUAUUGUUACUUUAUUUUCCAUAAUUAAUACCAACAAGGAGAGUGUCAGCUUGUAACCGAAAGAACUCUCUGUGCUCAUGAUGGUACUUAAGAUUUUAGUGACACCAAAAUUUGUUUGUGCUCAGUUAUUUUUAAAAAACUUUUAUGUUAGGUAGGUAUAAAUGAUCUGACAAAUACUUUCGCAGCUAUUUUCUAUUGAAUUGCUUCAAUAAUAAGACUGUUUUCUGUUCUAAUUUCUUAUGUGUUUUACAAAAUAUAGAUUCUCCGUCCAAGAUUUGACAAACAAUUUUCUGAAACUUUUUUCUUUGAAUGUGUAUUAUUGAUAGAUGAUAUUGCUCUCUUCUCUUGUGACGAAUUUUUAUAGUUUUAAUUUGUAAUCCCACUGUAUAGAAUUAUAGAAUUUGUAUUAUGUAUUGUA
Molecule: messenger RNA, 3245 nt
Organism: Aricia agestis (brown argus)
Lineage: Eukaryota; Metazoa; Arthropoda; Insecta; Lepidoptera; Lycaenidae
Gene: mthl5
Product: probable G-protein coupled receptor Mth-like 5
Exons: 8
Coding region: 376-1851 (491 amino acids)
Biological process (GO): cell surface receptor signaling pathway
Cellular component (GO): membrane
Molecular function (GO): transmembrane signaling receptor activity
Source: RefSeq, a predicted model, not a curated record